Eruca vesicaria subsp. sativa (arugula) is the source of this 1458-nucleotide messenger RNA. Lineage: Eukaryota; Viridiplantae; Streptophyta; Magnoliopsida; Brassicales; Brassicaceae. The record is from the annotation of a GenBank genome assembly.
AUGGAGACCUUUGUCUUCAUCUGGCUACUCCUCAUCUGCUUCACACACUUGGCUUCAUCUACCACUCAAGACUUCUCUUUCAUUGGCUUCAAAGAAGCCUCUCCAAAUCUAAUCUUGUCCGGAGUUGCAGGGAUCGCCGACACAGGAGCCAUCAGGCUCACAACAGACACAAGUCGCAUGACCGGUCACGCCUUCUACUCCUCACCAAUCCGGUUCAAACCAACCGGUCAGAACCGAACCACGUCCUUCUCAACCUCUUUUGUAAUCGUCAUGGUUCCAGAGUACGUCACGCUUGGAGGCCACGGACUUGCCUUCGCCAUCACGUCAACUCCAGAUCUUCAAAAUUCUCUUCCAAGCCAAUACUUAGGGCUUUUGAAUUCGAGCCGAGCUAACUUCUCAAGCAACUUCUUAGCUGUGGAGUUUGAUACCGUCAGAGACUUGGACUUUGAUGACAUCAAUGAUAACCAUGUUGGCAUCGAUAUAAACAGUCUUGAAUCAAGUACUUCAACUCCAGCUGGCUAUUUUCUCGCUAACUCAACCAAGAAGGAGCUUUUCUUAGACAGUGGUCAAGUUUUUCAAGCUUGGAUUGAUUAUGAUUCAGACAAGAAAAGGUUAAAUGUUAAGCUCUCUCCAUUCUCCGAGAAACCGAAGUUGUCUCUUCUCUCUUACGAUGUAGAUCUCUCUCCUGUCUUUGGAGAUGAGAUGUAUGUUGGUUUCUCUGCUUCCACCGGUUUGCUAGCUAGUUCUCAUUACAUCUUAGGUUGGAACUUUAACAUGAGUGGAGAAGCUUUGUCUCUCUCUUUACCAUCUCUCCCUCGGCUUCCUCGUCCAAACAAGAACAAGAAGAGCCCUGGCUUGAUCCUUGGAGUGUCUCUCUCGUGUUCCCUUUUGAUCAUCACGGUUCUUGUCGCUGCGGUUAUGUUUUUUAUCAAAAGGGCAAAAGAUGAUGACAGAGUUGAAGAAUGGGAGCUUGAGUUUGGUCCUCAUAGAUUCGCUUAUAGAGAGUUGAAGAAAGCUACUAAUGGAUUUGGAGACAAGGAGCUUCUCGGGUCUGGUGGAUUUGGGAAAGUAUACAAAGGAAAGCUUCCAGAUUCAGAUGAGUGGCAAAGUGGAGAUAUUAGAGAUGUUGUGGACAGGAGAUUGAACGGUGAGUUUGAUGAAGAGGAAGUGGUUAUGGUUAUCAAACUAGGGCUUCUAUGUUCUAACAACUCGCCUGAGGUUAGACCUACGAUGAGACAAGUGGUUAUGUAUCUGGAGAAGCAGCAUCCGUCGCCGGAAGUUGUCCCUGCGCCGGAUUUUUUAGAUAAGAAUGAUAGUAUGUGUGUUGGUGAUGGAAGUGGUAAUGGUGGUGAGUUUGAGGAUUUUGUGGACUCGGCUAGGUUUUAUAGUAGACCGCAUGAGACUGCUACUUCGUCUAUAUUCUCAUCUGCCGAUAAAACUAAAACGGAUCGGAGAUGA